UUUGCCCCGUCCUCUCUCAUCCUCCAGGGUUUCCUCGCUCCGGGAGAGAUCGAUCCAUUAAACAGGAGAUUUUCUACAGUCCCCAAACCAGACGUGGUUGUUCAGGUGUGCAUCCUGGCAGAGACUGAGGAGAUCCAUGAUAUCCUUAAGGCACACGGUAUACAGGUGGAGACGAUGGCCAGUGUGAACCCCAUCAGAGUUCAGCCCGCCCGGAUCCUGAGCCACAUAUAUGCCAGGCUGGGACGCAAUAAAAAGAUGCACCUGACCGGGAGGCCGUACAGAAAUAUGGGCGUCUUGGGAACCUCCAAACUGUACAGCAUUCGACAGAACAUCUUCGCAUUUACUCCCCAGUUUAUAGAUCAGCAACAAUUUUAUCUAGCCCUGGAUAACCGGAUGAUCGUAGAAAUGUUACGGACCGACUUGUCCUACUUGUGCAGAAGAUGGAGGAUGACCGGGCGGCCAACCGUCACCUUUCCCGUGUCUCAAACCAUGCUAGAUGAGUCUGGAAACGACUUGGAUCCGGCCGUGUUAGCUACUCUCAGGAAACUCCAGGAUGGAUACUUUGGGGGUGCCAGGACACAGACUGGGGGCUUGUCUGACUUCCUUACCACAUCCUGCUGCAAACACCUUAGCUUCAUGGACACCGGUAUGGAGGAAGACUCCGAGGAUGAGGUGGCUCAGUAUCUCAGCCAUCUUUUGAGCACCAGCACGUCCAAACCGUCACCUGCCACGCAGAAAGGGGGUCUGAAUCGCUUCAAAGCGGCCAUUCACAGCACUCGGGACCUCAUAUCCCUUCGCACAAAGGCCAGAAGUCUCAAUGUGCAGGAUGUACACAUGUAUCUGCCUAGCAACCUGUUAAAGUCAUCCCAGCCCUCCUUCGACUUGUUGGAUUAUGCCCCCCAACAGCAGCACGACAGCAAGAUUCCAGCUCUCCAUGAAGUGAUGGAGCUUCCGGAGGAUCCAUCAGGACAGACGGACUUUGCUGCCGUGGUGGACAUUUUACGGGAAACCUCCAAUGUCCAGGAGCAAGCCAACAUUCUGUACCUCCUGUAUACCAUGAAGGGACUGGAUUGGGACACACAGAUGUACGGUCAGCCCGGUGUCACGGUGAAGGACUUGUUGGUUGACCUGUAUGGUAAAGUCGGAUCUUCUCGUCAAUGGUCUCUAAUUCGCUUCAUUGCUGGGAUCCUGAAGAAGAAAGUGGAAGCUCUGGAUGAGGCCUGCACGGAUCUUUUGUCCCACCAGAAACAACUGACGGUUGGGUUGCCUCCUGAGCCACGAGAGAAGACCAUUACUGCGCCGUUGCCGUACGACAAGCUGAUCCGGUUAAUUGAUGAUGCCAGCGAGCAGAAUAUGAGCAUCUCCAUCCUCACACAGGAAAUCAUGGUGUACCUGGCGAUGUAUAUGAGGACCCAGCCGUCUCUCUUUGCCGAGAUGUUCCGUUUAAGAAUUGGGCUCAUCAUCCAGGUGAUGGCCACAGAACUGUCCCACUCCCUGCAGUGCUCAGCUGAGGAGGCCACCGAGAGCCUCAUGAACCUUAGCCCUUCGGACAUGAAGAGCCUUCUUCACCACAUCCUAAGUGGAAAGGAGUUUGGAGUGGAGAGAAGCGUGCGGUCCAUGGACACGAUGGCCAGUCCGGCCAUUUCCAUCCGCGAGCUGGGGGCCGUCGGAGCGACGAAGAGCGAGAGGGCGGGAAUCACGCGGCUCAAAAGUGACAUCAAAGUGGAUGUGGAUCUCCUGGCAGCCACCUCAUUGAGACGCAGCGACACUCUCUCUGUACCCGGUGAUGUCUUCACCUCUUCCGAUGACGAUAGUGCCUACGAUAGCCGACAGGGGCAGUGGCUCCGCAGAAGGAGGCUGGAUGGGGCUUUGAACAGGGUGCCAGUUGGCUUCUACCAGAAGGUUUGGUCAAUUUUGCAAAAGUGCCAUGGAUUGUCCGUGGAAGGGUUUGUCCUGCCUUCUUCUAGCACACGAGAGAUGACGCCCGGCGAGCUGAAAUUUUCCGCCAAUGUGGAAUCCGUCUUAAACCGCGUGCCUCAGCCAGAGUACCGGCAGCUGUUGGUGGAGGCCAUCUUGGUCCUCACCAUGUUUGCUGAGGUGGAUAUAAAGAGCGUGGGGGGAAUCAUCCAUGUGGAGAAGAUUGUUCGCAUUGCUAAUGAGCUUUUCUGUCAAGAGCAGAAAGCUCUCGGCGCAGAUGACGAAAUGUUAAAAGUCGACCCCGGAACUGGAAUCUGCUGCUUGCUGUACGACAGCGCCCCCAGUGGCCGCUUUGGCACAAUGACCUACCUCUCCAAAUCGGUGGCUCUCACCUUGCAGGACUCCCUGCCGCACAGCGGCUGCGCCAUGCAAUGAUGGAGGGGACGGCUCCUCCCCCACGAGAUGCACUUUGCCGGAGUCGCCCGUACGCCUGGUC
Messenger RNA from Nanorana parkeri, 2413 nucleotides. Its product is annotated as phosphorylase b kinase regulatory subunit alpha, skeletal muscle isoform-like. Gene Ontology annotation, molecular function: calmodulin binding. Lineage: Eukaryota; Metazoa; Chordata; Amphibia; Anura; Dicroglossidae. The record is from RefSeq and is a predicted model, not a curated record. Gene Ontology annotation, cellular component: phosphorylase kinase complex. The transcript is spliced from 20 exons. Gene Ontology annotation, biological process: glycogen metabolic process. The annotation marks the transcript as partial.